CGGACAUUUUAUAAAUGCGUUCGAGGCUACUUGUGGGAGGCGAGACUCUCUCAGUCACAUUGAUUUACACAGCUCUCGAUCACCAUGCUGCUCUUUGUGCUGACUGCGCUCGUGAGCAUCACUGCUUCAGCGAAUGCUCAGAACAACACCUCGAACACUUACACAAACCCAAUCGUGCAUCCUGGAGGUCAAGAUGGGGGUGCCGAUCCAUGGGUGAUCCGGCAUGAGGGUCUCUAUUACAUGACAUCCACUACUGUCGACAACAUCACCAUCCUGAGAAGCCCAAUACUCACCGAUUGGUCUGAGGCAGAGGUCAAGCUCGCCUUCGACCCUGCGCCUGGUCAGAACUAUAGCACAAAUCUAUGGGCUCCCGAACUGCACAACAUCAAUGACAAGUGGUAUAUCAUCUUCACGGCUGACCCAAAUAACGACUCGCCUCCACCUGAGAUAGAAGCCCUGUGCAAUUGGAACUGCCCUGCUGUAAACCAUCGCAUGUACGUGUUGGAAUCGAGCGGCUCUGAUCCAUGGACUUCAAAUUACACCUUGAAGGGUGAGCUGGAUACUUACGAUCAAUUUGCCAUCGAUGGAACAUACUUCCAGCACUCGUCUGGGCUCUAUCACAUAUAUUCUUGCUGGUUUGACAAGUACCAAUCUUGGCCAGCCAAUCUGUGCAUUUCGAAGAUGUCCGACCCAUGGACUGUCGUGACUAACGUUACGGAGCGACAAACAAUCUCAGUGCCUAGUAAUCCUUGGGAGAAAACACCAUAUGGAAGAAUGGAGAACAUCCGACUAUCUUCAAACGAAGGCCCAGAACAACUCACCAACCCUGAGACUGGUCAACAAUUCGUAAUCUACUCUGCCGCAAGAAGUGACACUAGAAAUUACUGCCUUGGUCAGCUCGAGCUCAUCGGUGACGAUCCAAUGAAUCCUCAAGACUGGCGCAAGAACAACGACGGUUGCGUCUUCUACCAGAAUCCGAAAGAGAAGGCCUAUGGCGUUGGACACGCGAGUUUCACCAAGAGCCCAGAUGGGACGGAAGACUGGAUCGUGUACCACGGGAUGGAGAAUCCCUUUUCUGGGUGGUCUGCAAGGACGAUCCGAGCCCAGAAGUUCGGCUGGAACGAAGACGGCAGUCCGAAAUUCCCAAGACCAGGAUAUGGACCGUAUGAAGUUCCAAGUGGGCAGAACGUGAGCAUGAAGAUGUUUUGA
Messenger RNA from Cercospora beticola, 1209 nucleotides. RefSeq names its product glycoside hydrolase family 43 protein. NCBI's taxonomy places the organism in Eukaryota, Fungi, Ascomycota, Dothideomycetes, Mycosphaerellales, Mycosphaerellaceae. Gene Ontology annotation, biological process: carbohydrate metabolic process. The record is from RefSeq and is a predicted model, not a curated record. Gene Ontology annotation, molecular function: hydrolase activity, hydrolyzing O-glycosyl compounds.